UGGUACAAAAAUGGACAGAUAAUUUCUACUGGUAACCAUUACUGGUAUUCACACUAUCUGAAGCUUACAGAUAGCUACUCCUGUGCUUUUAGAGAUCAUGAAGCUUCACCUUCUCCAUCAGUGUGUUAUCAAGGUGAUUCGUGCAACAGAGUGAAUUACAGUAACAGAAGAAUCUGUGCAUUGAAAGGCUCAUCAGUGGACAUUUCUUCUACUUACAACAGUUAUGAAAGUCAAAUCCAAUCACAAUUCUGGUUCCGUUCUGGUCGUGGAUCUGAGGACCUCAGAGAAGACUCCCAGUAUGCAGGUCGUGUUGAGCUGAUUGAAACAGAGAGAGGACGCUCCACUCUGAGAAUCAGAGACCUGACAGAGAGUGAUUCAGCCGAGUAUCACUUCAAAUUCAAAACACAAAGCUUUGAAUGGAGGAGUAGUUUACCUGGAACAACUCUGACUGUCACAGAUGUUCAGGUCAGUGUGUCCACUGGACGAAAGUUGGAUUGUGUCACCAGGUGUAAUCCUUAUGUUUCAUCUUAUGUCUGGUACAAAAAUGGACAACAAGUGAAUGGAGCCAGCUCUUCUUCUUAUGAAGCACCAUAUGACAAUAAAAACAGCUACUCAUGUGCUUUAAAAGGAUUUGAGGAUUUUCACUCUCUGUUAGUUUGUAUAUAUGGUGAACGGUGCAACAGAGUGAAUUACAGUAACAGAAGAAUCUGUGCAUUCAAAGGCUCAUCAGUGGACAUUUCUUCUACUUACAACAGCUAUGAAAGACAAAUCCAAUCAACAUCCUGGUUCCGUUCUGGUCGUGGAUCUGAGGACCUCAGAGAAGACUCCCAGUAUGCAGGUCGUGUUGAGGUGAUUGAAACAGUGACAGGACGCUCCACUCUGAGAAUCAGAGACCUGACAGAGAGUGAUUCAGCCCAGUAUCACUUCAAAUUCAAAACACAAAGAUUUGAAUGGGGGAGUAGUUUACCUGGAACAAUUCUGACUGUCACAGCUCUGCAGGUGAAGGUGAGCAGAAUAAUAUCAGUCCAUGAGUCUCAGACUGAGGCAGAGCUGAAGUGUGAAAGCAGCUGCAGUCCAGCUGGUCGUCUUUCUUUUGUCUGGUUCAAAAACAAUCAGUUUAUGGUUGAACAAAGUUCUUAUCAAAAUCUGUUCAGUCCUGGAGACGUCAUCUCCUGUGCUUUCAAAGGACACGAAGAUUAUCGCUCAGAUCCUGUGUAUGCUCCAAAGCUUCCCUCUGUAUCAGUGAGUCCCUCUAAGGAGAUAGUGGAGGGCAGUCCAGUGACUCUAACAUGUAGCAGUGAUGCUAACCCAACUAAAUAUACCUGGUACAAGGAACAAAGUCUGAUCAGUAGAGAACAGCAGCUCAUCUUCAACCCGAUCCAGUCUGCUGACUCUGGAGAAUAUUACUGUACCGCUGAGAAAGAGCUGGGCAAAUGGCCAAUAAUUAAUUACAUCUCUAUCAAUGUAAAUUAUGCUCCAAAGCUUCCCUCUGUGUCAGUGAGUCCCUCUGCUGAGAUAGUGGAGGGCAGUUCAGUGACUCUGACCUGUAGCAGUGAUGCUAACCCAGCAGCUACAUACACCUGGUACAAGGAGAAAGAUCAUGAACAUCUCAGUGAAGACUCACAGCUCAUCUUCAGCUCCAUCCAGCCCUCUGACUCUGGAGAAUAUUACUGUACAGCUGAGAAUGAGCUGGGCGAAAAAAAAUCUGACUCCAUCUUCAUCAAUGUGAAAUAUCCUCAAAAGCCUCCCUCUGUAACAGUGAGUCCGUCUGGUGAGAUCGGUGAGGGCAGUCCAGUGACUCUGAUCUGUAGCACAGUCAGUUGUUCUCCUGGCAUUAGGAACAAUCAAGACUCAUGGAAAAAAACAGCUGCAGUUGCAUCAAUCACUGUUCUAUUUCUGGCUGUCAUAAUCAUCACUGGAAUCAUAUUCAUUAGAAGAAAAGGGUGCUUUAAAACAAAUUUAUCCAGAGAGAGGCCAGACAACAAACCAGAGGAAAAUGCAUAUUAUUAUUACACACUUAACGCUCCGCAAAGUGGAUGUCCGGAGCGUGGCGGCCCUUCAGCUCCACCAGCUUCAGCACAGAGUAGAGCAGCAGAGGAACAGCAGGAUGAUCUUUGCUAUGCUAGUGUAACUUUCAUAAAGAAGCCAGAAGAGCACGACUACUACAACAUUCUCCCCAUUAAGACCAAAAGACGAAAAGAAAAGGAUGAAGAAGUAACAGAUGUGGACUACACUGUGGUCAGAUUAAACAGCACCCAAAGAUUAAGAGAUCAACAGGCUGCAGAGUAUUCAUCAGCACUAUACAGCACAGUCAGGAAAAAGUAGAGUAUGAACAUGAAUGUGUGUCUUCAGUGUACAUAUUUAAUGCUUUUAGGAAGAUACUGCUGUUUAUAGCUGUGUUUGCAUUUUGAUAAAGAAUGAUGCAACAGAUGAAACAAGUAGUGUCCUUGGACAGUGGACUUCCUUUUCCUGUCUACACGUGUAACUAGUUUCUUGAAGACCUCAACAAGAGGAACAUUGCAGAAUUUAUUGAGGCAAUCUUGGAAAAGCAAAAUGUGUUUGCACCACAAGUGCACUCUGAUCAUAGUUCUGAUGGCAACAGCUGCCAGACAGGAUUAAAUAAAUAAAAAAUCAGUCUAACUUUACAGAAAUAAAAUCUUACUACAGCUAACAAGAAGCCCAAGGCCUCUUUAGGCAAUAUGCACUCUUUAGGGAAUUGUAUUGUAUUUUGUCCUGCUGAAACCCAUUUUAAUGUACUUAACAUAAUUGUGAGUAUAAUUAUUUUUUAUUUGUGUGGAUAUGAGAUAUAGGAGUCUUUGCAGAACAGCAGGAGGUAGGUCUGAUUAAUCUUAAAGUCCUGGUGCUUUGACCCUCCUGAACUGCGCUCAUGUGUCGAUUACAGCUGUGUUUAGCUGUAUGUUUUUAUCUUUAUACUUAUUUCCUUCAUAAUGAAUCAGAGGGAGCAUGAUUUUGUCCAUCAUUCAAGUCAUCCUUGUUAUUUUGAGUAAAAUUAGAAAUGUUUCA
Messenger RNA from Oreochromis aureus, 3024 nucleotides. Its product is annotated as B-cell receptor CD22-like. The record is from RefSeq and is a predicted model, not a curated record. NCBI's taxonomy places the organism in Eukaryota, Metazoa, Chordata, Actinopteri, Cichliformes, Cichlidae. Bases 1120 to 2325 code for a protein of 401 amino acids. The transcript has 12 exons.